This is a messenger RNA of Gossypium raimondii (Peruvian cotton), 1173 nucleotides long. Its product is annotated as reticulon-like protein B8. The transcript has 6 exons. Lineage: Eukaryota; Viridiplantae; Streptophyta; Magnoliopsida; Malvales; Malvaceae. The record is from RefSeq and is a predicted model, not a curated record. Bases 298 to 1041 code for a protein of 247 amino acids.
UUUACAAUUGAUGAUAUUUUCUACAGAAAUUGCAGUUCUUUGAUCAUGAUUUUUUUCUUUUCUUAUAUUUGAUUCUACUAAAGUUCUUAGUUUUAAAAUCUGGGUUUUAUUUAUUUCAAGUUGUUGGUUUUUGUUUGGUUCUGAGGUUUAUCUUGUUUGCUCGAGUCCUUACUUUGGCUGCUUUGUCUUUCUUGAACUUUGAUAUUUCCGACGAUUUUUUUUUCUUAAAUUGCAGUAGCAAAUUACCGCAACUUUGAAGGAGAAUAAAUUUGUCUGUUUUCUUGAAGCACAAGAAUAAUGCCUGAGAAAAUAUCAGAGGACUUAUUUAACAAUCUAGUAGAGACCAUUGCAGAUAGUGUCUCUAAGCAGAAAUCUGUGUCCUUUUUUGAGGAAGAGAAAUCAAACUCAGUUGUCUCUGGCUUCAAUCGGCUUUUUGGGCGUCAGAGGCCUGUCCACCAUAUUUUAGGGGGUGGAAAAUCUGCUGAUGUUUUGUUAUGGAGGAACAAGAAGAUCUCAGCCAGUUUUUUAGCUAGUGCAACUUUAAUAUGGUUUCUAUUUGAAUGGCUUAAUUACCAUUUCCUGACUCUUCUAUCCUUUGCUUUGGUUCUUGGCAUGGUUGCGCAGUUUGUUUGGUCAAAUGCCUCGGGUUUACUUAACAGGUCAUCUUCUCAAGUGCCACGGCUUGUUUUGCCUGAUGAAUUAUUUGUUAGCAUUGGGAGGUCAGUUGGUGCUGAGGUGAACAGAGGCUUACAAUAUCUGCAGGAUGUUUCAUGUCAGGGAAACUUGAAACAAUUUCUUGUGGUUGCAGUAAGCUUGUGGGUUGCUGCUGUUAUUGGAAGUUGGUGCAACUUUUUGACUGUUUUGUACAUUGGUUUUGUUGCGGCCCAUACAUUACCAGUUCUGUAUGAGAGGUAUGAUGAGCAAAUAGAUGGCUUUGUUUACAAAAUGCUUGAUCAGUUCCAAAAUCACUAUAAAAAGUUGGAUUCUGGUUUUCUGAGCAAGAUCCCCAAAGGAAAGUUCAAGCUUAAGAAACAUGACUAGGUGCAUUUGGUCACUUCCAUUAGAUCCUUAGAGUUUCUGUAUCACAUAUAUACAUCAAACACUUGAAUAAAUGGUGUUAUAUUUUUGUGAAAUUAUCAGUUUGAAUAUUGGAAAUAUCUUUGCCAACCUCAA